CAUGGCUUUACUGAGGAAUGGGAACCAAACUGCAGUGACCGAGUUCAUUUUACUUGGCUUAACAGAUGAUCCAGUAUUUCAAGUCAUUCUCUUGUUCAUCAUCCUGUGUAUCUACCUGGUGACCCUGGCUGGAAACCUCAGCACAGUCUUUCUAAUCAGAAUCUCUCCUCAGCUCCAUCGCCCCAUGUAUUUUUUCCUGAGCCACUUGGCUUCUACUGACAUUGGCUAUUCAUCAUCUGUCACGCCCAAUAUGCUAGUUAACUUCUUGGUGGAGAAAAAAAACAUCUCCUACCUUGGCUGUGCUAUCCAGCUUGGCUCAGCUGCCUUUUUUGGGACAGUUGAGUGCUACCUUCUUGCUGCCAUGGCUUAUGAUCGCUUUGUGGCAAUUUGUAGCCCAUUGCUUUAUUCAACCAAAAUGUCCACGCAAGUGUGUAAUCAGUUGAUUGUAGGAUCAUAUGUAGGUGGUUUUCUUAAUGCUUCCUGCUUUACCUUUUUCUUUUUUUCUUUUCUCUUCUGUGGACCAAACAGAAUCAAUCACUUUUUCUGUGAUUUCGCUCCUUUAGUUGAACUUUGCUGUUCUGAUGUCAGUGUCUCUGUGCUUAUUACCUCAUUUUCUGCAAGCACUGUUACGGUGGUCACAAUGUUAGCCAUAGCUGUCUCCUAUACCUACAUCCUCAUCACCAUCCUGAAGAUGCGCUCCACUGAGGGCCGCCAGAAGGCCUUCUCCACCUGCACCUCCCACCUCACUGCAGUCACUCUGUUCUAUGGGACUGUCACAUUCAUUUAUGUGAUGCCCAAAUCCAGUUACUCCAGUGAUCAGAACAAGGUGGUGUCUGUGUUCUACAUGGUGGUCAUCCCAAUGUUGAACCCUCUCAUCUACAGUCUCAAGAAUAAUGAGAUUAAGAAUGCUUUUAUGAAACAGCUUCAAAAGAAAAUAUUUUCAUAG
Molecule: messenger RNA, 946 nt
Organism: Nannospalax galili (Upper Galilee mountains blind mole rat)
Lineage: Eukaryota; Metazoa; Chordata; Mammalia; Rodentia; Spalacidae
Product: olfactory receptor 493-like
Exons: 1
Coding region: 2-946 (314 amino acids)
Biological process (GO): G protein-coupled receptor signaling pathway; sensory perception of smell
Cellular component (GO): membrane
Molecular function (GO): G protein-coupled receptor activity; olfactory receptor activity; odorant binding
Source: RefSeq, a predicted model, not a curated record